Messenger RNA from Penicillium subrubescens, 861 nucleotides. RefSeq names its product alpha/beta hydrolase. The coding region runs from base 1 to 861 and encodes 286 amino acids. Lineage: Eukaryota; Fungi; Ascomycota; Eurotiomycetes; Eurotiales; Aspergillaceae. The record is from RefSeq and is a predicted model, not a curated record. The transcript has a single exon. Gene Ontology annotation, cellular component: nucleus; cytoplasm.
AUGGCUCCAAACCCAUCCGCCUCGGCGCGCCAACCGCUGAAAAUCCUCAUGCUCCACGGCUACACCCAGUCUGGCCCCCUCUUCCACGCAAAGAGCCGCGCCCUCGUCAAACACAUCCAAAAGGCCUUCCCCCUACACGAAGUCUCCGCAAUCUACCCAACGGGUCCCCUCCGCCUGAAACCCAGUGAUAUCCCAGGCUACGAGCCAUCUGAGGGCGGGGAAGCCGAGGAUGACGAAAUCGAAGCAUACGGCUGGUUCCGCCGAUCCAACACAGCCAACCCCCCUCUCUACCAGGGCCUAGAAGACGGUCUCGCCGCUGUUGCAAAGGUUCUCUCGGAGGAGGGUCCGUUCGACGGCGUCAUUGGAUUCUCGCAGGGCGCCGCCAUGGUGGGGAUGGUUGCGGGGUUGUUGGAGACGGGGCGGAAAGAGGCCUUUGCGAAGUUUGAGAAGGAUGAGUCUGAGGGUGCGGCGGGGAUACCGUACCCGUCCUCUUUUGCUGCGGAUGGGUUCCAGCACCCGCCGUUUAAGUUUGCGAUUGCGUACAGUGGGUUCCGGUCUCCUGGGGCGCGGUAUCGGGGUUUCUACGAGAGUCCGCCGGUUCAGACGCCCGUUUUGCAUGUGCUUGGGUCGUUGGAUGCCGUUGUGGAGGAGUCCAGGAGUCGGUCUUUGAUUGAUGCUUGUGCGGGGGAACCGGAGAAGGAUGGCUUGGUGGUUUGGCAUCCCGGUGGUCACUUUUUGCCUAGCCAGCGGCCUUAUUUGGACGCUGCGGUGCGGUUCAUUCGAGAGCAGUUGGAGAAGAGCAACGGUGGUAAGAAGGCAGAUGAGGAGCAAGAUGUGAACGAUAUGGAUGUUCCUUUCUAG